This is a messenger RNA of Acaulospora morrowiae, 435 nucleotides long. The record is from the annotation of a GenBank genome assembly. Lineage: Eukaryota; Fungi; Glomeromycota; Glomeromycetes; Diversisporales; Acaulosporaceae.
AUGAGUCGUCUUAUAAAUGUUGCUCGGAAUGCACCAAAAUUGUUUCUGACCAAUAAUUCAGUCACCGGUCAUUCUUACAUUGGUCGAGCUUUAUUAAGUAAAGGUGUACGUUUUUACUCUGGGCCGCCCGAGGCUGAAUCCUUUGAAGUGUUCACUGAACGCUAUGUGAAAUUCUUUGAUAACGUUGACGACCGUUUUGAGUUACAAAGAGGUCUCAACAAUUGUUUCGCCCAUGAUUUAGUACCCGCACCGUCGGUCAUUGAAGCGUCCCUCAAAGCUGCGAGACGUGUGAACGAUUAUUCAACAGCUGUUCGCAUUUUCGAGGGGAUCAAGUAUAAGGUUGAUAAUGAAGGUAUAUAUAAUCAAUAUUUGGAGGAAUUGAAACCUGUCAAGGAUGAAUUAGGAAUUUUGACCAAGGAGGAGCUGGGUCUUUAG